Messenger RNA from Arabidopsis lyrata subsp. lyrata, 1356 nucleotides. RefSeq names its product endonuclease III homolog 1, chloroplastic. The record is from RefSeq and is a predicted model, not a curated record. Gene Ontology annotation, molecular function: 4 iron, 4 sulfur cluster binding; DNA binding; oxidized pyrimidine nucleobase lesion DNA N-glycosylase activity. The coding region runs from base 85 to 1149 and encodes 354 amino acids. Gene Ontology annotation, cellular component: nucleus; chloroplast nucleoid. Gene Ontology annotation, biological process: nucleotide-excision repair; base-excision repair, AP site formation; base-excision repair. The transcript is spliced from 11 exons. NCBI's taxonomy places the organism in Eukaryota, Viridiplantae, Streptophyta, Magnoliopsida, Brassicales, Brassicaceae.
UCACAUGACAUGACACGAACAUUUUCAAUUCUUCUUUAGCCCUUCACAGUUCACAACGCCGUUUGGUGUUCUCGAAUUCCAACCAUGAAUCGCCAAAUUCACGGAGCUGUAUCUUCUUCUUCUAAACCAAUCUCCUCAAAAACCCAACGUCCUCUCUCCGAUUCCAACUCAGCCAAUGGAGCUUCUGGGUCGGUGACUCGAGUGUAUACCCGAAAGAAAAGACUAAAGCAGGAAGCUUCGGAGCCUCUGGAGAUAAAUCCCGGCAAAGGAGUCAAUACCCACAAACAGCUACGUGGUUUACCCGAUAUAGAAGAUUUUGCUUACAAAAAGACUAUUGGAUCUCCUUCAUCUAGGAGGUCAACGGAAACUAGCAUCACUGUGACUUCAGUCAAAACAGCAGGAAAUCCGCCUGAAAACUGGGUAAAAGUGCUCGAGGGAAUUCGUCAAAUGAGAUCUUCUGAAGAUGCACCAGUUGAUUCUAUGGGAUGUGAUAAGGCCGGAAGCUUUCUACCUCCUACGGAAAGAAGAUUUGCUGUCUUGCUAGGAGCACUUCUUUCAAGUCAGACAAAAGAUCAAGUUAAUAACGCGGCAAUACAUCGUCUUCAUCAAAACAGCCUUCUUACACCGGAAGCCGUUGACAAAGCUGAUGAAUCAACUAUAAGAGAAUUGAUCUAUCCGGUUGGAUUUUAUACAAGGAAGGCUACAUAUAUGAAGAAAAUAGCUAGAAUUUGUCUAGUGAAAUACAACGGAGACAUUCCUAGCUCUUUGGACGACCUGCUGUCUCUUCCAGGGAUUGGUCCCAAGAUGGCCCAUCUGAUUCUGCAUAUAGCAUGGAAUGAUGUCCAAGGUAUAUGUGUAGAUACACAUGUGCAUCGCAUUUGCAAUCGACUUGGUUGGGUGUCUCGUCCAGGAACCAAACAGAAAACUACAUCUCCAGAGGAAACAAGAGUAGCUUUGCAACAAUGGCUUCCAAAGGAAGAAUGGGUUGCCAUUAACCCGCUUUUGGUGGGGUUUGGACAAACGAUUUGCACACCAUUAAGACCUCGCUGCGAAGCUUGCAGUGUCACUAAGCUUUGUCCUGCUGCAUUCAAAGAGACAUCAAGCCCAUCUUCCAAAUUGAAGAAAUCUAACCGAAGCAAAGAACCAUGAUCCAAAGUCCAAGACCUCUGUAUUUUGAGAGAAACAAAAACCAUUUUUUGAUUAGUUUCUCUCUUUGCAUCCAAGAAGUCUGUUAGAGCUUCGAGGAUUGCAACUAAAUCUUGUAUGUUGAGGAUGAAAACUUGCCUAUGUAUAUUGGAUUAGAGCAAGUUAGGAAGAUUGCAGAUAAUUAAUUAUUAUGGAUUUCGAAGAGACCAA